CCUAUACUCACUUCCAUGCGGAAAGAACUUGGCGUAGAUGUCCUUGAAAGAGUCCUCGUGGACAACGCCCUCGGGACAUUCCUGCAACAGACACAAGUGGAUAGGUCAAUAGAGGAACAUGAGACUUCCGCAUACAGUGCCGACUGAAGCUUUCGAGGCUUUUAGAUGCUCCGAAGAGACAAUGCAGUUACCGGGCGAACUGGACCGGACGCUACGAGCUGAAGAUGACAAAUGGGAUACAGUAGGCAUACCCGAAGACCUCAAAAUUCAAGCGCUGCGCGUUAUUGCAGCCAAUUGGUGCAAAAAUCCGAUUUUGGAUGAGCUGCCAACGGGUGUCGAUCGGGAUUAUCUCAUUGAAAUUUUGCCCCUAGACAUCGAUUUCAAAUUCGUCUUCCGAAAAAUAAAGUACGAGCACUAUUGGCAAAGAGCCGCGGAAGCCAGGUGGAAGGUGAACGAUCCAAUGGAUCACGGAGACUCCUGGAGGCGACUUUACUGUGAGCGUCAUUUGUGGGAGUACCUGGAGAACCUGGAUCCGACCUACUUCGACUUGCUGCGCGAAGAGUGCGAGGAACUCCUCGAACUCGUACAUGAGCACGUACACGUCCUCAAGCUCCGACAACUUCAACCUGUCAAGUCUCUAGUUAUCAAGCACAUCAAUGAUGAUCAUAAAAAUCCAUCUCCAAUUUAUUUAAAUGAAGAAUUCCAUCACAUACCUAUGGAUUUAAUCUUACAAAAACUACCUAAUCUGCAGGAAAUUUACAUAAACAUCGGUGUAAUACAUUUGAAAGAUAACUUCGAUUUGAAAGACUUCGAAUUUUCCAUAGAUGACAGCUUGAAAAUCGGUCAAGGUGUAAAAGAGCUCAACAAUCUCAUCAAAUUUAGCCUUACUAGGAGUAAUUUGACUAGGCCAAGAGUGGGGGCGAUUCUCCGGGGACUCAUCGUCAAUAAUACUGAUGAUUCCUUGUGGCUUAAUAUCAUUUUAUCAUUCAUCCAGAUCCGCGAGAUUGAUUUCUCGCAUUGCAAAUUGGAAAACCAGGGCGCACUGGCUGUCAGUGCAUUUCUGAUUCAGCGGAAUACCAACAGUGAGCUUAUGAGUUUGAGCUUAAGCAAUAACAAAAUUGGAUCCGAAGGUCUAGCGGGUAUCGUACAUGGCCUCAUCCUCAGUGACACGAAUUUUAUGGGAAUUAGGAGGCUGGAUCUUAAAUUUAACCCUAUUGGCGACGAAGGAGCCGACCAUCUUGCUGCACUACUUUUGAGAUACGCCAAACUCGAGUACCUAAACAUCAGUUGCUGUGGCAUCGGCUCAGAUGGCGGAAUGAAAAUGGCCGAAGUUUUGGCCUCUGGCCAUACCCAGUUUACCAACCUCCAGUUCGACUGUACUAACAACGAAUUUGGAACGAUCGUUGGAGAAGCCUUCGUAGCAGCUGUAAAGUCUUGCACUGCAAUUACGGAAAUCGACUUAAGAAUUUGUGGCUUCAGUAACGAAUCUCAGAAUUCAAUAAUCCAGAGUGUUAAUAGAAAUCGAGCGAAGUUCAAGCGUGAGCAAAGACGACGUCAGACCAGUGUCCGCAAGGACAAAAAACGGAUAUUGAGUCUUUUGGUACCUUCGGAGUUUGCUACAUUCCAAACACCCUUCUCUGCACCAAUCAAAGGCUAUGAGAUCAAGGAUAAAUCCUCAUCAUGCCAUGAUAACGAAGAAGAAAUUAUGUAACGAUUAAGCCCUAUGAAAAUGACAAU
Ceratosolen solmsi marchali is the source of this 1737-nucleotide messenger RNA. RefSeq names its product T-complex-associated testis-expressed protein 1. The coding region runs from base 119 to 1711 and encodes 530 amino acids. Gene Ontology annotation, molecular function: protein binding. NCBI's taxonomy places the organism in Eukaryota, Metazoa, Arthropoda, Insecta, Hymenoptera, Agaonidae. The transcript is spliced from 11 exons. The record is from RefSeq and is a predicted model, not a curated record.